This is a messenger RNA of Arctia plantaginis, 1014 nucleotides long. Lineage: Eukaryota; Metazoa; Arthropoda; Insecta; Lepidoptera; Erebidae. The record is from the annotation of a GenBank genome assembly.
AUGAAGUGUGCGUUGUGUAGAGUGAGAUCGGUGUGCCUAAUAUUGUUUAAAGAGAUUCGGUCCAGAUUGCUGAGCAGAAGGUCUAAGACUGCGGCAAAGGUGCAACCUCAAGCAAAUAUGUCCGUGAUACUAGAAGCCAUAGACCUCGACAGGGAGUACUCUCCAAGUAGGUGGUCGCCGAGAUUCACCACACCCAACGAAGUAUAUGAAAAUCACGUAGACUAUGUCACUGCAGCCAGUGAUGAGGCGACUAACAACAUUCCACACAAAUUGGAAAUCGAAUAUGGAUCUACCCCUGGACAGAAGCUGGACAUAAUGGGAACAGAUUUACCAAAUGAUUCACCAAUCCUUGUUUUCAUUCAUGGUGGUUAUUGGCAACAGCUGUCCCGUGAAAUUUCGCGGUAUCCAGCGCUAUCUUUACACAAAGUCAAAGUAAAAACCAUCGUCAUCGGCUACGAUCUAUGCCCCAGCGCAACCCUCCCCGAUAUCGUGAGCCAAGUAAGAAGCGCUGCGAGAUUUGUGUUCGAGUAUGCUGAAAAAAUGGGCUCCAAAGGAGUAUACUUUGCGGGUCACUCAGCGGGAGCCCACCUUGUGGCUAAAGUUCUCGCAAGCGCAGAUCUCUUUGAGAAUACUCCUGGCUCACAUCGUCUUCAAGGAGCGUUCCUCAUUUCUGGAGUCUAUGACCUGCAAGAAGUUGUCCACACGUAUGUCAACGACGUGGUCCAAAUGCCAAGUGAAUGGGCGGUACCUCUCUCACCACAGUUUGAUAGCUACACUCACAUUCAAGAAAGAAGAGCGCGUCUUUACAUCAUAGCAGCGCAGCACGACAGCCCUACGUUUAAAAAACAAUCUAGAGAGUUCUACGAAAUAUUACACAACACAUGCUUAAUGCAGAACAUGUAUUUGGAGAUAAAAGACGGCAUGGAUCAUUUCGAAAUCAUCGAAUGUUACACUAACGAUGACAAUUACUUAAAGAGUCUUUUGGUUCACGAUAUCAGGAAGCAUUUAUUGUAA